UAUUUUUUUUCUCUCUCUCUCUCUCUCUCUCUCUCUCUCUCUCUCUCUCUCUCUCUCAAUCAAAAAUCUAGUGUUUUUUAGUGGAGAAUCAGAUUCAUAGCCAAAAAUCAAAGCUUGGUUGGUGAUGGGAUCUGGAGCUGGAAAUUUCCUCAAGGUUCUUCUCAGGAACUUCGAUGUUCUUGCUGGGCCUGUGGUUAGUCUCGUUUAUCCUCUAUAUGCCUCAGUCCAAGCGAUUGAAACUCAAUCUCACGCUGAUGACAAACAAUGGCUAACAUAUUGGGUUCUUUAUUCUCUACUUACACUCAUCGAGCUCACAUUUGCCAAACUCAUCGAGUGGUUACCCAUAUGGUCAUACAUGAAGCUGAUCUUGACUUGUUGGCUUGUCAUUCCCUACUUCAGCGGCGCUGCCUAUGUCUAUGAACAUUUUGUGAGACCUGUCUUUGUUAACCCACGGAGCAUUAAUAUUUGGUAUGUGCCAAAGAAAAUGGAUAUCUUCAGGAAACCAGACGACGUGUUAACAGCUGCUGAGAAGUACAUUGCAGAGAACGGACCUGAUGCUUUCGAGAAGAUCUUAAGCCGGGCCGAUAAAUCAAAAAAAUAUAAACAUGAACAUGAAAGUUAUGAAACCAUGUAUGGUGAGGGUUAUCAGUAUCAGUACUAAGGGAGCUUGAAAAAGUUUUUAAAUUUAGAAUGUGUGAAGCAACUUUCAUGUCUUUGAUGUUGUUUGUUUUGCUUUAGUUUUGUGGAUCUCUGUCAUGUAAAAAAGUUGAUAAUUAAGUGAACUACUUUAUUCUCUAAUUUGAGGCUUAGAAUCGAAAUUUCUUCAUAUU
This is a messenger RNA of Capsella rubella, 830 nucleotides long. Its product is annotated as HVA22-like protein a. NCBI's taxonomy places the organism in Eukaryota, Viridiplantae, Streptophyta, Magnoliopsida, Brassicales, Brassicaceae. The transcript is spliced from 5 exons. The coding region runs from base 125 to 661 and encodes 178 amino acids. The record is from RefSeq and is a predicted model, not a curated record.